This is a messenger RNA of Cladophialophora immunda, 764 nucleotides long. RefSeq lists its product as uncharacterized. The coding region runs from base 131 to 580 and encodes 149 amino acids. The transcript has a single exon. NCBI's taxonomy places the organism in Eukaryota, Fungi, Ascomycota, Eurotiomycetes, Chaetothyriales, Herpotrichiellaceae. The record is from RefSeq and is a predicted model, not a curated record.
GCCGCCUAGAACGAGUCUACUGGAAAUUUUUGCGGGGGAUCGAUAGACGCAUGCGCUUUCCAGUAAACGGCGCAUCCUGUCAAGAACCUUUUACACCAUCGACAACCUUCGUCAACCCAAUCUGAACUCGAUGGCCGACAGAUCACCGUCGUUGCCUAUUCACACCUACCACUGCCUAUGCACAACGCUCGUUCUCACCACCGCACAUGACCUGAACUCACUUCCUCGCCGCAGUGAGCCUGUUCAAGAUGGCGCCCUCAUCCUCGCUCCACCUGUCGACAUUACUCGAGCCGAAACCCUCGAGACGCAAGGCUCCGAAUCCGCGGGCUCUGUGCUGCUCAACGUGGCGUUCGAGCGAAGACCAGUCAUGAUCCGAAGAGAAGACGGAUUCGAGAAAAGAACGCUUCUGCGAUGCGUUAGGUGCAAGUUGGUGAUAGGGUACAAUCUCGACGAGGGUCACUUUGAGAAACAGGAAGGCGACCCAAGGCCAGUGUAUUUGCUGCCUGGUGGACUACUCAGCACACAGGAUAUGGUCGAGGGCAAGCAACCAGAUGCUCCUUUAUGGGCGGAGCAAAAAUAAAUGGGUGUGCAGGAUUCAUGUGUUUAAUUGCAUCUGAGAUACCCUCUAGACCAAUAAGCUCUGCCAGAAUGCACUCGGGUAUCGUGCCCAAGAACAAGACAAUGGUGGUGGUGUCCUGACCACCGUUGCGCCAACCAAAACUAUGCAUUGGAUUCCAUGCCCAUAAAACCAUACGCUCGUAAAG